Drosophila erecta is the source of this 3375-nucleotide messenger RNA. It is a transcript of the gene BoYb, whose product is annotated as putative ATP-dependent RNA helicase BoYb. Lineage: Eukaryota; Metazoa; Arthropoda; Insecta; Diptera; Drosophilidae. The transcript has a single exon. Gene Ontology annotation, biological process: germ-line stem cell division; transposable element silencing. Bases 88 to 3360 code for a protein of 1090 amino acids. The record is from RefSeq and is a predicted model, not a curated record.
AAGUUAUCGGAUUCCAGCUGAUUUCAUGCUUUUCAAGAACUCCAGAAAAGUGCAGUCAUAUUUUCGGUAAUAUUCCAAGGAAAGACGAUGAGAAUCAGCGAUGAAAAUGGGGCCAACAUUAUGGAGAACUUCGAAAACACAUGGCAGAGAAUCACCACCAGCACUUCUUCGAGCAGCAGAGACGCGGACUACGAGACUGCCGACACGUAUUGCGCCCAGGAUGCCCUCCGGCCUCUGGUGGCCACCAACUGUUCCGAGUAUGCGGUGGCCUAUGCAAACUGCGAGUUACGUCCGGCUCGUCGAUUUGCGGAGGUUUUUCUGCUGCCGCACAUCCUGGAAACGAUGAGGAAUUUGGGCCUGAACCGGUUGCUCCGACUGCAGAGCUACACAUGGCCACACUUGGCCGGAGGAUCCGAGCACGGGGCGAUGAUUGUAGGGGCUCCAGGCAGCGGUCGCACCUUUGCUUAUGUACCAUCUGUUUGCCAUGCCGUUUCCAGGACUUUAAUGGAAUGUACAUACCAGCGCAAGGACGUGGAGCACAAUUUCUGUCAACUGGAUCAGUAUGGCCCCAUAGCCUUGAUACUCGUGCCUGAUUUGCGACGCGUUCACCAGGUGAGUGCCAUGUGUCAAGCCCUGCUGCACAAGGCGCAGAAGAAAGACUGCCUUACACUGACCCUCAAUGUUUCCUCCACGAAAAGUUCCCAGUUCUUCCUGAAGCUUUUGAACGGAGUUGGUUGCCUGGUUGCCACUCCUGCUCAGCUGGUAUGGUUUUGGCAAGAGGCCCCUGGCCUAAUGCGCUUUCCCUGCCUGCAGUUCCUAGUGUACGACGACGUGGACCUGAUGUCCAAGGAGCAGCUACUGGGCGCCCAGCAGGUGCUGCAUAAGAUCCUCCCUCUGACACACUCUCCCCAAGUGGUAAUGGUUUCAAAGUCAUAUUGUCCCAAACUGAUGUCCGAACUAAGAGCGGUCAACGAUAAACCGGCUCUUGUAUUCGGAGAUCUACUGGAGGCGGCUCUUUACGGCGGAACACGUAUACGAAUUUCCAUAGUUCGCUCAGAAGAUAAAGUUAAUGCAGUGGUCCAAAUGCUGCAGCAGUGUUCUCCCGAGGAGUACCGUACGAUUAUUUUCUGCAUCGACGACAGUGACAUGCAGUGUCUUGUGGCAGCUCUGGAAGAUAGGAACUACCGAUGUCUGCCUUACUACCAGACUGCGGACUUGGGGGUUUUGAAGCAGGUCCAUAGCUGGCAGGCACGAAGUCAUGGUGUCAUACUGCUGUGCACGGACAACUGCCCGGAGCUGGACAUCCGAGAUGCGCACACCCUAAUCCAUCACAGUAUGAGUCAGUCGUGGAGCACGUUUAAAUUAAGACACCUCAAAAUAUCCAACAAUCUGCGUAAUAUCGUGGAAUCUACAGCACCCAUUGUGAAGAUGCCAAUUAAUUCUCUGGUGCUCCUUGACGAUAACAAUCACCGUCAAUUGCCGCGUCUCGUAGACUUUCUUCAGCUGCACAAAAAAGUGGACUGCCGCUUAGUGGAGUUGGCCAAACGGAUUCGGCAGGAGUUGGACAAAGGCAGGAGCGACCAUCAUGCGUUGUGCGACCAAAUCCUUCUGCUGGGAAAGUGCUACAAUCCUGCAUGCGAGAGUCGUCAUAACCGAUCCCACUUCGACAGGAGGCCUGAUUACUUGCCCGCGUCCGGAGAUGUCAAGGUUCAGCUGGUCAAGGUUUACUCGCCGACACAUUUUUGUGUUCGCUUACUUGAACACCUACCGCUCAACGGCACCUGGCAGAUGAUGCAAUACUCGGCUGUGCAGGAGUUUCGCCUGCAGCUGAUGCAGAGCAAGGAGCCCCGUCGAUACUGGCCACCUGUUGCCGGAGCAAUUUGUAUGUACCACACCACAUUGACAAAAGAGCGGGUUCGCGUCCUGAAGGUGGCGACUAUCAAAAACCCUAAUAUAGUUCAAUCCGAUUUGAUGGUUGAGCUUCAGGCCCUAGAUGUUGACACGCGAAUCUUCUCUACCAAUUGUGGAAAACUGUUUGAGUGUCCGGAGGAGCUGCAGCACAAGGUGCCGUUGGCCUGCGAUCUGCGGCUUCAUGGCUGGGUGCCUUAUUCCGGGGAGCACAGCUGGACUGAAGAAGACUGUCGCACUGUGAAUUACAUUCUUAACCAACUUGCAAAGGAUCACUUCCUCCAGACCAAAAUACAUUUCGUCGCCGCAGGAACUUUGUUUGUCCAGGAUCUGGUGGUCAUGGUGUAUGCGGAUAAAUUUAAGGCGCAUGUGCGGCAUCUAAGCGUAGCACGGUGUCUUGUUGAAAACACCUUGGCCAAAAGAUGUGAGCAUGCUGCCGAAUUGAUCAGGAAAUUUUUUGUGGAAGUGUUAAUAGAAGAAGAUAUAGAUAAGAACGUUCAGGACUCCAAGGCAAAAGCGAAUAGCAAACCAAAUAAUAAAGUUAAAGAUGCGAUGACUGUUCAACCGGUCCAGAUGCAAAGUCAGCCCGCUUUAAGCGGAAGGUGUCUGCGACUGGCCAAUAUUGCUCACGAGUCGGGCAAGGAGAACGAGCUGCAUCAGGACGUGCAAGAAAGACGAUAUAGAACCUCGGACGCACCUCACCAAACCAUCGAAUCUGCCCGGCCACAAUCCAAUGAAGACGGAUUUGCCCAGCUGUACGAGUGUAUCAUGAAAUGCGCCUCUCUGCAGCUAGAAGAUAAGAGCGAAUGGUCGAAGAAUUCAGACCAUAUAGACAGAGAUCCAUAUGAAUUCCUUAAGAGCGCUUCUACAGAUAAUCGCAAGCCGAAGACAGCCAUGGAUGCUACACCAUCGACUUUGCUAUCGCCCGACCAUGCCCAGGAGAAGACUCCAUUACUCCUACCCCUUACUAAUGUAGCGCGUCCGUCCGUGACCUACUAUCAGACCAUGACUACCUUAGAGUUACAGGUGUUUCUGCCAGAAGAUGACCAAGUCUACCAGGCGUUACUGCUUGAAGCACAGUUGUUCUUCAGGGCCAUCUCCAAGUCCGCGGAUCUAAUACUGCAGUUUAUUAUGACGCUCAGAUUUCCAUACAGCACAAUGAGUCACCACAUCCGCGGACGCACCGUGUACAUAAGUGUCAUAAAGGUGCUGGCCAUUAUCGAUCCUUUGGCAUUUGGCGAGUAUCGAUUUCUCAAGCCCAAUCACGAUAUGUUCGAUAAGGUGGAUCACCACCAUUUGGAGACAAAAACCCGAUUGGUUCGUUUCCUGGAGGAUAUGGAUUAUGCAAAGCAACAUUUUGAGGCGCAGGAAAAGGGUGAUUCUAGUGAGGAUGAAGAAGGGAAUAUGGAAGGGAUUGAGCGUCCAGACUGCCAUAAAAUAUGGGACACAUAAUCAGAAACUAACAGA